AUGCCUCUCAAAGUCUCUUCCGAAUCACCCUCUGAGCUCGAAGCUUCUCUGAAAGCUACUGCCACAACAUCCAAGCCGGCGUUCUUCAUCGUCUAUGCGUCUCUUGUGAAUGGAAAGUCGUGGUGUGGGGAUUGUCGCGAUGCAGAGUCGUUUGUGAAUAGCAAAUUUGCGAGUGGUGAGGACGUGGUGAAGGUUGUGUAUGCGGGACAGCGUGAUGAGUGGCGAAAGCAGGAUAAUCCAUGGAGAGCUGACCCCUUCAAGAUCACGAACUUGCCGACCUUGGUGAAGGUUACUGCUGAUGGCAACGUGGAGAAGCUUGUAGAGGCUGAUGUCUAUAAUCAGCGGAAGCUUGAUGCGUUUGUGGGCUUCUGA
Molecule: messenger RNA, 372 nt
Organism: Cadophora gregata
Lineage: Eukaryota; Fungi; Ascomycota; Leotiomycetes; Helotiales; Ploettnerulaceae
Exons: 3
Coding region: 1-372 (123 amino acids)
Cellular component (GO): cytosol
Molecular function (GO): protein-disulfide reductase [NAD(P)H] activity
Source: RefSeq, a predicted model, not a curated record